UCAAUACUGCAAGCGCCAGACAGCCCUAGACUUAUACGGCGCCUCUCCCAUGCUGCCAGUGGCUGUCAAGACAUGCUGUUCCUUCUCGCCACCGUCUCUGCCCACCUCCGCAGCACAACUGACGACUGUCGCGACAUAAACGACUGUCGCCGGCUAUUCGACAUCAUCUGGGGCUGCUUGGUCACCGUCUUCUUGUGUAUCUGGGUGUCUGUGCACCCCAAUGUCCCGCCACCAACGUCUGCGCGACCUAACAAGGGAGCUGGGCUAUGGAGCCGUGUGAAGUGGACUCUGCUUGACGGCAAUAGACCGUUAUUGCACCGAUUCAAGCUCAUGGUCGUCGCUCUUAUUGCGCCGGAGCUCAUCAUUGGACUGGCCGGGAAGCAGGCAAUGAUGGCUCAUGCUUUCGCUCACGAAUACGAUCUAUCUUUUACGCACGGGUUUUUUAUUGUCAUGGGCGGCUUCGUCGACGCAGACGGCCACCCCAUCGUCACGAGAAAGCAAAUCAUGGCCGGAAAUGUAUUACGAGAGAUCCAAGCGGUGCUCGAAUCGGAAAUCGAGGACAAAAGCAAGGGCGAUGCCUUCUCAAAAGGCCUCGCACUUUGUCAAGGCCUCUGGUUCAUCGCCCAAUGCGUCGCCCGGAGAGCACAGCAUCUCCCCCUCGCUGAGCUCGAAGUUGCAACGCUAGCGUUCGCUAUGAUCAACGCUCUCACCUGGGUACUGUGGCUGCCAAAACCACUCGAUGUGCGGACCCCGUUCAAGCUGUCUGUAACAUCUGUCCCCGCCAGCGAGAGAAACUCAUUGCCAUAUUCCACUCGCGGCCUAACACUUUUCGAGCGAUUUGAGCUUAUGUUCACAAACCUAUACGCGCUGUACGAGUACGACCCUCUAUCAAAUGUGGCCUUACCGACAUUCUGGUGUGCAGCCUACGAGGACUUUCAAAUCUUCUCUACUGUGCUAUCAAUGGGCAUGGCUGUAUGA
Messenger RNA from Mycena indigotica, 978 nucleotides. RefSeq lists its product as uncharacterized. The transcript is spliced from 2 exons. The coding region runs from base 73 to 978 and encodes 301 amino acids. Lineage: Eukaryota; Fungi; Basidiomycota; Agaricomycetes; Agaricales; Mycenaceae. The record is from RefSeq and is a predicted model, not a curated record.